Molecule: messenger RNA, 5337 nt
Organism: Neurospora tetraspora
Lineage: Eukaryota; Fungi; Ascomycota; Sordariomycetes; Sordariales; Sordariaceae
Product: putative RhoGEF group protein
Exons: 2
Coding region: 43-5241 (1732 amino acids)
Molecular function (GO): guanyl-nucleotide exchange factor activity
Source: RefSeq, a predicted model, not a curated record
AACGACAACGACAACGACAACGACGACAGACACUCGAGCGCCAUGUCGUUUCGCGGCGACGAUUCACGCCGCUAUGGCCAUGUACCGCCUGCCCAAUAUCCCGUCGCCGGCACCGCGCAGGACAACAACAACAACCCGCCAUACCCUCCCCAGCGACGCUUGAGCUUCAACACGGGCGACGAUGCCGCCAUGUUCGACCCGAGCGCUGCCCGCCAGCAGCCCGCCAUUUACACUGGGGGCCCUGUUGUCAGUAGGGCCGAGGAGGAGCUGUUCAUCACCAGUCCCACGUCUCUGGAUGCGCCGGCCGCCCAAAACCGCCUCAGCUACAAUCCUCAGCAUAUCGCCAUGGCUGGCUAUCAACACCAGUAUCAGGCUCAAACGAACGCGCCGCCGCCCGCACCGACACACUCGACAUAUAACCCCCAGGCCUUCGCCCGCACUCAAUCGACAUCCCUCCCGUACCACCCCGCCCCAGCCUCGAGAUACGGUGCUCCGACGAGCCCGACUUACGCGCCCACUCCUACAACCUAUACCCCGCCAGCUUAUAACCCGGCGGCGUACGCCAACACAAACUCGGCCACGCCACAGAGACAUUCUUCAGUCGCUUCAGUGGCUUCCUCGGGAUACAAUGGAUACACGUAUGGCUAUACUUCUCCCAGCAUCCCGCAGUCUGGGUUUGGCCAAUCCCCCCAUGAGCCCGCCCGUAGUCCACAGUAUCCUCCGACAUCGCCACAAUAUGACCAGUCCUAUCCCCCGGCGAAUGCAUACAACACUCAGCAGUACUACGGGUCCUAUUCUUUGAACGGUGUGAACAAUGCCUCAGGCAUGGCGUAUCAUACCAUGACGUCUCAGGCUCCCUAUCCCACCCAACAUGUUCAGAUGCCCGGCGGACCUAGUUACGCUUCUGCGGAUCACAGCGCGUUUGCCGGUCGGAACUCUAGAUCAGAUUCCCAGGUCUCUGCGCCGUCCCCUCCGGCACAUUCACAAGCACCCGGGGGUCUUACAAGACAUCCAACAAAUGCUCCGCUCCCUAGCCGCCCCAUGGAUGACUUGCCAGAGGACCAAAGCUGGGGACCCAAUGGGCAAAGCGAUGAGCAAGACGCCUUGUUCAGUGAUAUCAUUUCGGAGGUGGGGCCACGACAGUACCAUGGUGUUAAUGGCAGCAUAUCGGAGGACGACCAGGGACUGCACCGCUACAGUUCGACUGCUUCGACCAACGUGGGAUCCGCUGCAGCGGUAGAUCGCUAUCCUUCUAAUGCAUCGACAGUGAACAGGAAUGAUAUCCCCAAUACUUACCCCAAUACUUAUGACUACGAUGACGACGAGAGCGACCCCGAAGGUGCUGCUGGCCUUCUAGCCAUGCAGGAGGACAUGGACGACCGACGCUUUGGAUUUGGUGGGAUAUCAAUCCCAGCUUAUAUGGAGCCUCCGGCAGCGCAGCAGCAGCCCGCCUCACCGUCACACCCGAUACAGCCGCCGGGACACCAACGGGAGUUACCGCCGCCGCCUGAGGAACAAGGUACCGAUGGUGAUUUUUAUGGAAUGGAUCUCGGCUUGUAUGGGGGUGGCUAUGCUGGAACCCUGCACUACGGGAAUGAAGUUGGCUCCCCACCCGCAACCUCCACCCACUUUGACCAAGGGCCCAGGCCGUUGCCAUAUCCGCAAAACACGGGAAGCGAGUAUGCUCCGUUCUCUCAAGCUGCGGUUGACUAUGGCGGAACUGGUGGUCUUCAGGCCCCGCAAACUCACCGGUUGAGCUUCGACGAGGGAGAUGAACAUGUCUCGAUCCACUCCAGGCAGAGCGGAAGUGACUCGCCUACGAAGGAAGAGUAUCCCGACAUGUUCUAUCAUCCCGGGAUAUCUAACCGGCCUCUUCCGGCUGUUCCUUCUCUUGGCGAAAGCCGUCCAGCACUGUCGGUACUGCCCCCUAGUAGGGUCGCUUCUCAACAGGGGUACAAUAUGGAUGUGAAUCAACGGCUCAUGUAUGACCAACAAGGUCAAGCUGCAGUGGAGAGAUCGAUAUCGCUUUCCAGCCACAGCAAUACCCCUCCUGUCCACACACCGGCACGAUCCAGAACCGAUGCCGCUGAGGAGCGGAGGAGGGCAUUGAAGCAUGCGAAUCAGCAUCAUUCUCAUCUGGGUCAUCAUAGCGUACCUCAGGAUGGCUACGACUCGGGGACACCAUCGUCGCUUGCUGCCUAUGAUAUGAUCACCUUGCCUGGCAGGAAGAGGAAGUUCAUCCCAUCUAAACUCACGGCUACGGAGAUUAAGCGUUGUGCCGAGCCGUGGGCUCUCAGCAGUGUUACUGCCUGGAUUCGUGAAAUGGCAGACGGCGAAGUGGACCUUAAGAGAAAAUCCAUCGAGGAGGGAAUUGUGAAGCUUUUCUGUCACAAGGUUCCUACCAUGAACGUUGCUGACGCGGAAGGUUUGAGUGCCACAGUCGUGGACUCCAUGUAUGCGUCCGGUCUCUUGAUCCCAGAUGAGGAAUGGGUCAGGUUUGGAACCGGCCAGAUGACAGGUGUCUUGUGGCAACUGACUGGCCAUGGUUGCUACGCGCCCAAGUUGCAUGAGGCUGAAGAGUCUGCCCCCAAACUGAACGAUAACGGCAUUCCAGUAAGGUGCUACUCGCAUCACUGCGGUAGAACGCUGAAGAAGGCCAAUCUGGAUCACCUGCUUUCUGAUGAUACAGUGGUUCAGGACUGGGCGACCUUCCAUGGAGUCAAGCCGGAGGAUUGCGAAAAGAAGAGCAAAAAGGAGAUUGAGAGACAAAACGUUCUGCACGAGAUUGUCACCAGUGAAGAGGAGUACAUGGCCCAGCUCGACGUCGUUCGGCUCCUCUACAGAGAUCAACUCCGCGUGCACCAGCCGCCUGUUCUUCCCAACACCAGGAGGGACAAGUUUCUGGAGGCAGUCUUUGGUAAAGUUGAUACGGUGCAGCAGAUCAACAAGGACCACUUGCUUGCCCAGCUUAAGUAUCGCCAACAGGAACAGGCGCCCUUCAUUGUUGGGUUUAGUGACUUGUUCAGAGAGUGGAUUCGCAAGGCCAGGCCGAUCUACAUCGAAUACUGCUCGUCUUACCCGAACUCGGAGUACCUCAUCCGAAAGGAGAGCAAUAGGAAUAUUCUCUUCCGUGAGUUUCUGGGACACGUACAGAACCAUAGGCGGUCCAAGCGUUUGGGAUGGACCACGUUUGUGAAGGCGCCCAUUACACGUCUGCAGAGAUACUCUUUGUUGCUCAGCACGGUCUUGAAGAACACGAUCGAAGACAGUGAAGAGAAGCAGAAUCUCAUCAAGGCAAUUGAAGAGAUCAGGUCAGUCACAAAGGAGUGCGAUGACAGAGUUGCUGAGAUGACCAAGAAGGUGUCCCUGCUUGAGCUACAACACCAGCUAGUUCUUCGACCCGGUUUCCAGUCAGUCCUCAAUCUUGAUCACCUUGGGAGAGAGCUUCUCAAGCAGGGCGAGCUUCAGCGACAGGGUUCGAAGGGAGUACGCUGGGUUGACACACAGGCCCUGCUGUUUGAUCAUUAUUUCAUCUUGGCCAAGGCGGUCUCAACCAAGGACGGCAGGAAUGAGAAGAAAUACGACGUGUCGAAAGAGCCUAUACCCAUGCCCCUCCUCUUCCUGGAAAGCAUGCACGAUGAACCUGUUACGAAACAAAAGGGUCUCGCAGCACCUCUAACCCGUACCGCGGCUACCACUGGAUCCGGGACACAGCUUAACAAGGUUGCCUCUAAUGGAGGCGAUCGGCCCGGCCUGGAGCAUUCAGCAACAAGUUCGUCUAUGGGCUCCCUCAGUACCGUUACCCGUCUAACAAGUUCAGGUGUCGACGAUGGAAAGAUCAUCUACCCCUUUAGGAUAAAACACCUCGGCCACGAGAUUUACACGCUCUACGCUUCCUCUGCCCUGGACCGCUCGGAGUGGUGUAAGGCGAUUGUGGACGCGAAGACAAGGCACGCCGAAGCGCUACAUGCACAGAACGCCGAGCCUUUCCGCUUGCGAGUUCUUUCUGACGGUGCUUUCGCGUACGAUUCUUAUUCGACCUUUGGCAGGCAGCAGGGCGUGCCAAUCAGUGGGACACCCUUGGACAGGGCGAUACGAGAAAUGGAGGAGGCAUACGGCAAAGGCCGCGGUCCCCCACCGGUAUGCAGAGCUCAGGUAAACUGUGCUACCGCUUUCAAGUCCUUCGGCAAGUCCAUCAUCGCCAUUGGUACGGACUAUGGUGUCUACAUCUCCGAAGCGUCCAACCCCCGAGGCUGGACACGCUCUGUCCAGAUCAGCAAGGUCACCCAGAUCGCAGUCCUCGAGGACUUCUCCGUCUGUCUUCUCAUCGCCGACAGGUCGCUCAUCUCCUACCCUCUCGACGUGAUCGCGCCCGUCUCCAACUUCCCGUCCCCAGUCCACGACAACCCCAGACGGGCGCCCCAGCGGCUCGCCAAGGACGUCACCUUCUUCGCCACCGCCCGCAUGAAGGACCGCACCCUUCUCUUCUACAAGCGCAAGGAAGGCAUGCACAACACCUUCAAAGUUCUCGAGCCCGUCUUCCAAAAGGCCACGGAGAAGAAAUCCCGCAUCUUCGGCAGCCGCAAGUCCGCCUCGGGCGCCACCGAGUCCUUCCGCGACUACGACGAGUUCUACCUCCCCGCCGAGUGCUACUCACUGAACUUAUUCCAGUCGUACAUCGCCGUCGCCUCCGCCAAAGGUUUCGAGCUCCUAACCCUCGACAAAAAAGUAACUCAGUCCAUCCCGCGCGACCUCAACCUCCCCGCCAUCGCCAACAUCGCCUCCCGCAUUAAAGACCAACGCCCCUUGGGGAUGUUCAAGCUCAACGACCAGGAAUUCCUCCUCACCUACGAGGACUGCGCCGUCUACGUCGACAAGCACGGCGAAAUCUCCCGCACUUUGAUCAUGGAGUACUCCGGUAAACAGAAAAAAGCCAAAGCAGCCACCAUGUUUGGCCAAUACCUCUUGCUCUUCAACGAAGACUACGUCGAAGUCCGCAACGCCGAGAACGGUCGCUUACGGCAAAUCAUUGCCGGCAGAGAUGUAAGGUGUCUCGAUUACGGGUUUAGAGGCCCCACGGGAAGCGGCCAGCAGCAUGCGCAGCCGCAUACCCUCUUGCAGGCGGGAGCGUUGCAGGAUAGUAGGGAGACGGUCAAGAUUUGUAUGAGUCACCCGGAGGUUCCCGGGGGGCAGAUCGUGUUGGAGAUGUUGCUUAAUGAUGGGCAUGCGGAGAAGGCUUAGGUGGCUGGGGUGGGGAGUGAUGGGGAUGAGGAAGGGAGGGUGGAUGGGGCGAGGCUGGGUGGGGAUGGGUGUGUUGAUAAUGGUCGUCGUGGUCAU